Metarhizium album ARSEF 1941 is the source of this 1851-nucleotide messenger RNA. RefSeq names its product ubiquitin carboxyl-terminal hydrolase 19. The record is from RefSeq and is a predicted model, not a curated record. Bases 1 to 1851 code for a protein of 616 amino acids. The transcript is spliced from 2 exons. Lineage: Eukaryota; Fungi; Ascomycota; Sordariomycetes; Hypocreales; Clavicipitaceae.
AUGGAUGCUCGGUUUCCCAUUUCGCGUGAUGAUCUGUAUAGCCUACAGAUGGAGGUGAAGCAAGUUCAAUAUACCCAAAGCAAUCAUGCGGAGCGGCUGUCGAGAUUAGAGAAGCGAAGUGCGGACGAUUCAGCUUUGAAGUCAGUGUGGAAUUCCCCCUUCCCAGGAAUUUUGGGUGGUACGCCACACCAAGGGCCCGUCCAAACGUCACACAAUGAUGGUUUUGAUGACUUGGAUGUCCAGGGGGAACAACUGCUUGGCUCACUUCAUCUCGGCCCGGCUGAAGAGGAACCCGUGCGACGGGGUGCGGCUUCGCGAGCUAAUAGUGUUAGGUUCGAUGAAAGUGCCUUGCAUGGCUCCAGCUGGGGUGGCCAAAGCAAUCGGCAUUCGGGGGACUUUGGGCCUUUGCGACCUGGCAGCGGCCUUAUGAUGGAACGCACCCUGUCUCACAAAUCUGAUGGAAGACACAGCUCUGCUGGCCACUCAGUUCACUCUCACCUUUCGGUAGCAUCUGGUCGGGCGAGCAGUCUUGGGCUCGAUACCAACUGCGCAGGCGGUGAUGACGACUCUUCCUCGUUUGAGAUACCCGGGCCACCUGUGUCUCUCUAUGUGCUAGGCACCGUGCCAUCAAUCGUUCGAUGCUGGCUAACCACAAACUUCGCUCAUGGAACUCUUUUGUACGCAGACGUUUGCACCGGCUCGCAAAAGUCCAUUGUCGAUUCGUCUUUGCUCAAGGAACUGGACCUCUUGGGAGAAGUGCAACGAGAUAGUGACGGAGUUGAUCGAAUCAGACUUGAUGUAUAUCUGGCUGAAGCAGUGGUUACGCGCCACGAAAACCCCAAUGGAAGUUCCACAGGCGGAGUCCCUUCCAUGGCGGUUGCAUUCGAGGUUACAGGAAACGAGCAUUCCAGUACGAUUAGCGAUCGUAAGGGUAUUCGGAUUUAUAUUGGAAGCGACGCCUUGAGGGCCCAUUCAGCGGAUAUUUUCUUCUCGCAAAACACCAUGGUCCUGUAUGGAAAUGAACAAGAACGGCUACGAGUUCCGUUUGUGCGGCCAGAGGAUGAAAAUACUUUCAAGUAUAUAUACACGACGAGCAUAGCACCCGGAAAGCCCAAGUUGAAUGCCAACGCAACACCAUUUGUUCUUGGAGACAGCCGGACCCUGAAUAACAGUAGGACUGGCGCGUCUUCUCCAGGGACGCAGCACGAAAAAGCAGCGCCGAGUCAGCCGAUAUCAUGUCAUGGAUCGGAUAUCGAAUCUCGCAAAUCAGAGGAGCAGCAAGCAGCUUCAGAGCAUGGUGGCGAUGGUGACAAUCACGGACGAGAAGCCAGCUAUUCCGAAACGAGCGGGAAAGAUGGCACGAACGCUUCAGAGGUAUCCCGACGGGAGACGUCAUCAACCUCUACUGGAAUAUGGGGUUCCUGGCGACAAGGCGCUGGCGCCGGGGCAGAUGGGGCACAGCGAGAAACAGGCCUCCUAAGCGGCUACCAGCCGGCCGGUCGCAGUGGUCGAAACAUGAAAGUUUUGAAACCUGUCAAAUCAAGCUCUAGCUCUGCUCGAACCGGUACUUCGUAUGAGCCGCCCUUGCCGCCCAGAUCGUCGACCGAGAGCAGACGCAAGAGCCAGGCCAGCCUGAACUGUGAUGGAGGUGGCGGCGUCAGCAUAGCCAACCGUUGGGACGUUAGACGGUCUGUCAGCUCAGGUGCAGAGCUCAAGGCGGAAAGCUCGAGUCGGGAGUAUCAAAAGGGAGCAACACUGCCACGAUCUGCCAACCCAGUUGGAGUGGGUUCUGCGUUCUCGUGGAUGACCCCGGCCACCAAGGCGUCCAAGACUUCGUCAACGGGAGGGUGA